GUUACUGCAUCAACUUGGGUUUUUGUCUCAGUAUCAUACACUGUGUUCCCCACCUCCAUGUGCUGCUAAAGCUGCUUCCUUUCUUCCGGGUCUUCAUGUUUCACUGCUACUUUAAGUUCACUACUCAUUCUCAAUUCUGAUCCUUCCCCAUUUAGAUAUUUUUUCCAGAUUCAUUGAAAGACACCCUUUGCAGCAAAAGAGCAGGCUCAGAUCAUGGGAGUGGAUUUAAGGCAAGUGGUGGCGGGUGUGCUCACCCUAACAAUGUUCGUCAUGCUCAUACACAUGAUCAAAAGGGACCAUUUUGAUGCUGUUGAUGAUAAACAACCUGGAGCAGACGAUUUCAGCUUUGACAGUACAAACUUUGAGACUACUCAUGUUAGAAAGAACAUAGGGAUUUGGAAGGGAGAUGCUGAUGAGUUAAAGCCUUGUUGGGUUAAGCCAUCUGAAGACAGCAACGUGGAGCAGACUGAUGGGUUUGUUACCUUUUCAUUAACCAAUGGCCCGGAGUACCAUAUAUCUCAGAUAGCAGAUGCAGUGCUUGUUGCUCGUAGUCUUGGGGCAACACUUGUGAUCCCUGACAUCAGAGGAAGCCAACCUGGUGACAAGAGGAACUUUGAGGACAUUUAUGAUGUCGAUGUGUUCAUGAAAAGCAUGGAAGGAGUGGUCAGAGUGGUAAAGGAUCUUCCUUCUCAUGUAUCAAAGCAUAAAAUCGCUGCCGUGAAGGUUCCAAAUCGGGUUACAGAAGACUACAUUGCCAAACAUGUUGAACCUAUUUAUAGAUCAACGGGGAGUGUGAGGCUUGCCACUUACUUUCCUUCAAUAAACAUGAAGAAGGGAGGGGAAAAAAGCGAUGCCGAUUCUGUUGCAUGCUUAGCAAUGUAUGAAAGCUUAGAGUUGCAGCAAGAAACACAUGACCUUGUUGACUCGAUGGUGGAAAGACUUAAAACUUUAAGCCGAAAAUCAGAUGGCCAAUUUAUAGCUGUAGAUUUGAGGGUUGAGAUGUUGGAUAAGAAGGGAUGCCAAGGAAGUGAUGGUAAAGAGAAGAGUUGCUUCAAUGCACAAGAAGUUGCAAUGUUUCUGAGGAAGAUUGGUUUUGAGAAGGAUACUACUAUCUAUGUGACACAAUCAAGGUGGGACGAGAGCCUUGAUUCUCUUAAGGAUUUGUUCCCUAAAACAUAUACAAAGGAAUCUAUCAUACCUGCAGAUAAGAAGAAAAAGUUCCUAGAAUCUGAAGAUUCUGAGUUGGAGAAAGUGAUUGACUUUUACAUUAGUUCUGAGAGUGAUGUUUUUGUACCAGCAAUUUCAGGUCUAUUUUAUGCAAAUGUAGCUGGUAAGAGAAUUGGGUCUGGUAAAUCCCAGAUACUGGUUCCUGCUAAUAUUCCAGAUUCAUCUGCUUCUGCCUCCAGUUUCUUGUCCCAUUAUGUCUCCAAGAAAAAUCACUUUGCCUAUUCUUGUUACUGUUAGUUUCAAGGGAAGACAUUCUUAGUAUCAUGUAGCAAAUGUUGUGUACCAAUUGUCCUGAAUGAUGCUUUGCAAAAUUUACCCUUUUGGGGAAUUUCAGUGUUAUGGCCUAAGGCUUUUUUACUUGAGUUACUCUCAUUUCACAUGUACACAGGGCUUUCUCUGAACUGGUAUUUAGUUUGUAAAAUUAUGGCUGCCCCCAUAUUUGAUUUU
Molecule: messenger RNA, 1674 nt
Organism: Vigna umbellata (rice bean)
Lineage: Eukaryota; Viridiplantae; Streptophyta; Magnoliopsida; Fabales; Fabaceae
Source: RefSeq, a predicted model, not a curated record